CACUUUAGCACGCUCACGUGGGAGACUUGUCUGAGCACCGAUCAUUGUCCAGGACCAAGUACAACGACCACCGCUGCCUCCGCAGUCUGGUUUGAGUACUUCUGGUCAACUUCUGGUAUUCCUAAUGUUUUCACAAUUUCGGCAGGCAGUGGAAGGCUUUGCACAGCCGCAGCCCCGUCGGUCUCAAGACCUCAACGGCGAUGAUAACCGUUUCACAAGCGACCCACUUGACGUGCAGUCUGCACGACAGUUGCAAUCCACAAAUCAACUUGCGGACGCUGCACUGAAUAACCUACGCAGGUCAUUUGCAUCACAGCGCCCUGGGAGUCCGCUGUCGCGAUCUUCUAGCCCUGUCUCUUCGUCUGUCCCAAAGAGUAACAGUACGCCCGAUCCUGGACUACGCAAAUUUACUCUCGAAGAACGCCUACGCGCAUCAUUCUCAGUCGGAGAUGCAUCCAAUACUACAUCGCCUGGUAUUUCUUCGAGAGCUUCGCCAGCGUCGAGUGCGGUUGUGGUCACGCAACAUCCACUCUCCCCCACAUCAAUUCCCCUGCCAGCCUCCCCUGUAAUACUUCCAGUAGCAGCAUCUCCACCGCAAGUAUCUGACACCCAGCCCAGCGACCUUCCGUCACAUCCUUCGCCAUUUCCCCUCGCUGCAACUCACCUCCAAGAUGCUAGUGAAGAGGGCCCUCAUGCUACUUCAACAACAGAGGUUCCUCAAGCUCUAGCCCUAGCUCCUCUGCCACUGGGCCCAGAAAAGGCACCUGUCGCAGAAUAUUCUGAUAGUCUCCUCCCCAAACCCGUAUCGGUAUCUACUGGAAUAGAAGAAAAUCUCCAGCUGCCUAAUGAUCUUCCCGCUGAUACAUACACGGCACUUCCGUCAGAAGUUCACGGUUCGGAUUCUGGAGACAUCGAUGGCGAGCCCGAUAUUCCUAUUCAUACAGACGCAGCUGCUUCCUAUGUAUCAGAAGUUCACGGCUCGGAUUCUGGAGACAUCGAGAACACCGCCGAUGUUGCCAUUCAUACAGACGCAUCUACUUCCCAUAUGUCAGAAGUUCACGGCUCGGAUUCUGGAGACAUCGAUGGCAACGCCGAUGUUCCCAUUCAAAUAGAAGUACUUACUUCAGACGGCAAUGGCGAAAAGACGGAGCAACCUCCAGAAGACCCUUUUACUGUGCCUUCAUCAAAAUGCAGCGAAGCUGAUGUUGAAGCUCUUCAAGAACGUCUAAAAACUCGUGGAACAACGGUUCUCAGAUGUGUCGACGUCAUUUAAAAAACUUCAGGCAGAACGGUCGGCUGUAGAUGAUGUUAUUCGGGAAUUGACUCCUUUGGAGGAUGCUGAUGAUGCAACUGCACUACGUGACUACCUGUCUAACAUGAACAUGAAGACUGAGGUGAUGUGCUACAAUGUUUGCCCUGUUCUAGCUUCUUAUCCAUCCGAGUAGCUUAC
Messenger RNA from Suillus subalutaceus, 1450 nucleotides. RefSeq lists its product as uncharacterized. The transcript has 2 exons. The record is from RefSeq and is a predicted model, not a curated record. Bases 125 to 1273 code for a protein of 382 amino acids. Lineage: Eukaryota; Fungi; Basidiomycota; Agaricomycetes; Boletales; Suillaceae.